Halteromyces radiatus is the source of this 1515-nucleotide messenger RNA. RefSeq names its product Pleckstrin homology domain-containing protein. The record is from RefSeq and is a predicted model, not a curated record. The coding region runs from base 1 to 1515 and encodes 504 amino acids. Lineage: Eukaryota; Fungi; Mucoromycota; Mucoromycetes; Mucorales; Cunninghamellaceae. The transcript is spliced from 6 exons.
AUGACAACAACUUUGGAAACUAACAUUAGUCAAUUCAGCAACUUAUCCUUCGAUGACGAUGAUGAAAAAAAUGCUAGCUGUAUCUCCUUGCAAUCACAAAAGUAUCAUCAAGAAUGGAAAGAACUCAAACGAACACCAAGUAACCGAAGUGCCUAUAGCCAAAACAGUGGAUACCAAAGCAAAUUAUCUUCUUCGAUUGAUCUUUCCUCUGUGCCUCCUUCUUUUGGUUCUCGAUUAUGGCAAUCUGAAAUGGAAUCUCUUUUAAAGCAAAUGUAUACAUCUAUUCGACAUCGACAAAUCGUACAUCCUACAACCAAAUGUGAUACUAGUAAUGAAGUCCAAGGAUAUAGAAGAAAAAGUAUCAAUGGUCAUCGGUAUGGUGCGUUCAAACGAAAUGUUGGCAAUAUGAUGUGGAAGGCUGCAAGGGAUAGUCUCUUUCUUAGUGAAAACAAUAUUUUGGAUUAUUCUCAACCACUGACACCAAGAUCUACUGUCUCUUCCAUGUCCAGUAGCUUUCCAAGGAGAAGAUCUAUCUCUUAUCACGCAGUCGCAUCUUUACUACAUUACCCUGAUUUACCAACGUCUUACACUAGUGCAGCACCUUAUUACAAAGAAGGCAUGAUUGUUCGGAAGCAUUUACUUGAACAGGCAAAUCACAAGGCACGACAAAGGGAUUGGAAGGAAUGUUUUAUGGUAGUUGAUCGUGGAGAAAUACGCAUGUAUCGUUUAGAAAGCUAUGGACAACGCAGAAAAAAUACAGCGGCAUCUUCUCGUCUUCAUCCUCUUCAAAAUAUGGUGAGUCGGGGUAGUAGUCUAGCUACAGUAUCUGAAUCUAUUUCCUCUUGUGAUCAAUCCUCUAUGACUUCUGAUACGGUUCUUGGUGGUGGUGACUGGAUGGCUCAUGCUCAAUUGAUAGGAGAAAUUGAUUUGAAACAUACAUUAUCCAAUGCUUUACCAUCCGGUUAUAGCCGUCAACGACGACAUGCGUUUGCUCUUCAACAAGCCAAUGGCGGUGUUUAUUUAUUCCAAGUUGGAUCAGAAGAACAAGUGAUGGAAUGGGUGGCAACAUGCAAUUAUUGGGCUGCUCGUGAAAGCAAGGAGCCGUUGAUGGGUGGUGUUGGCAAUUUAGAAUAUGGUUGGGGUGCAUGUUUACAAGGUAUGGAUGAUGACGAAGAUGAUAAGAAUAAUGAUGCUGGAACAUCCUUUACUGUAUAUCAAUGGCAACCUCCUGUCCCUCCUCUUAUGGCAAGCAGUCUUGGAGAAAUGGCCCAACUAGAUGCUUUGGUACAACAUAUCAAGACAUUGAAUGAAGAAUUAGACCGUCAUCGGGAUUUAAAGAGAAAAAUGGAACAAAAGUUUUGUCGUAAAACAUCCAAUCAAGUAUGUGCUAUGGCCAAUUUUGAAAAUAAGACUCAAUAUCUUCUUCAUGAAAUCAUUAAAUACCAAAACUAUUGUGAUUCUAUUGAAAAAUCUUUAGCUUUGCAGGACAAGGCGAUCCAAGAACAACAAGUUUAG